CGAUCAGUGCACUUCACUCCAUGGCGUUGUUUAGAAGAAUCCCCUUUGAUCCACUUUACUCUGUGGCGUUGUUUAGAAGAAUCCCUUUUGAUGCUACUGCUUUUUAGUCCUCGCACGGAGAGCUGAAUAUCUGGGUAACAGUAACAGAAGCAGACAGGCAUUGCUGGACAAAGCCCUCAGAUCCAGUCUUGAAUAAACAUCACAUUGAGGGGAAGUGGUUCAGGGGAAAGUCUAUUCUAGUUAGCUCAUCUACGUUCUAAAUUACACACUGAUGGAAGAAAUGCAAAUGGAUUCCACUCACAAUGUAACACCUGCAAGAUAACGGUCACAUUGCAAUCAUCAAAUAAGACGCACCAGAGGUGUUCCUGACUUUAUCUGAAUAAUGUGACAUGAAUGAACAAAGUAGCUUUUUAUAGCUGCACUCGAACAAACGUCCACCUUGUUGUUAAUUUAACUUGUUAAUUAGAGAGGACUUUUUAACAUUCCUAGAAUAUGCAUUGGACCUAAUUCUGUCCAGCUUGAGGUAGAUUUACCUGACGUGAAAGGGAAUGCAGAGUGCAGACUCGUCGCCCAUAGACUGCAUGCGAGCGUGAUGCCUAGGCGAAGCUUGCCGCUGCAGGGACGGAUGCGCUGGCUGUUCCUGGGGCUCUUCCUGCUGCUGGUCAUCCUCCUCUUUGCUUACUUGCUAGAGUGCACUCCCCCAGCUGACGUCAGCCUGGUCCUGCCUGGCUUGGGAGGGGAGUCCUAUGGGAAGGAGUACUACCAGGCCCUGCUGCAAGAGCAGGAGGAGCACCAGCUCAGCCGCGCCUCCAGCCUCAAGCGGCAGAUCGCCCAGCUCAAGCAUGAGCUCCAGGAGAUGAGUGAGAAGCUCAAGGUCCUGGAGGACAGAAAAGAAGGCCCCGGGGUCCAGGGGCUGGCUGAGACCAAGGACCAGGUGCCUGGGGAUCUCCUCGAGUUCCUCCACUCCCAGAUCGACAAAGCCGAGGUGAACACGGGAGCGCGGCUGCCCAGCGAGUAUGCCCUGGUCCCCUUCGAGAGCUUCACCUCUAGUAAGGUGUAUCAGCUGGAGAUGGGGCUGACCAGGCACCCAGAGGAGAAGCCUGUGCGGAAGGACCGCAGGGACGAGCUGGUGGAGGUCAUCGAGGCGGCCCUGGACGUCAUAAACAACCCUGACGAGGAGGAUGGCCAGGAGGAUGAUGUGCCCAUGCAGAGGCAGACUUACACUGAGAGCCACUUUACUGAGGGGCUAUACAGAACAGAACGGGACAAAGGCACACUCUACGAGCUCUUCUUUGCAAAAGAGGACUCUGACAAUGUCCGCCACGUUACUCUUUUCCGUCCAUUCGGUCCUUUAAUGAAAGUCAGGAGCACGUCUGUAGAAACGUCCGGAGUCAUCAUCAAUAUCAUUGUGCCUUUGGCGGGCAGAACAGAUGCGUUCUCACAGUUCCUACACAACUUCAGGGACGUUUGCAUAAAACACGAUAGGGGAGUGCAUCUUACGGUGGUCUACUUUGGACAAGAGGGCUUACGAGAGGUGAAGUCUUAUUUGGAAAAAAUGUCCAGGGAGGAGAGCUUUUCCAACUACACCCUUAUCCCAGUGGACGAGGAGUUUUCCAGGGGCAGGGGUCUGGACAUCGGAGCCCGCUCCUGGAAGAAGGGUGACGUAUUGAUGUUCUUCUGUGAUGUGGAUAUCUACUUCACACUGGGCUAUCUCAACAACUGCCUUCUUCACACCACUCCAAACAAGAGAGUCUUUUAUCCGGUGGUUUUCAGUUUGUAUAAUCCUGCCAUAGUCUAUGGAAAUCUGGAGCUGGCUCCCCCCAUUGAAAGUCAACUUAUUCACAAGAAAGAUGCUGGAUUCUGGAGAGAUUUUGGCUUUGGAAUGACUUGUCAGUACCGCUCGGACUUCCUCAAUAUAGGAGGUUUUGACCUGGAAGUGAAAGGUUGGGGUGUGGAAGAUGUCCACUUGUACAGGAAGUACCUGCGGAGCGACCUGAUCGUGACGCGUACGCCAGUAUCCGGCCUCUUCCACCUGUGGCACGAGAAGCAGUGUGCAGACGAGCUGACUCCAGAACAGUAUCGCAUGUGCAUCCAGUCCAAAGCCAUGAAUGAGGCAUCCCACUCUCACCUGGGCAUACUGGUGUUCCGUGAGGAGAUCGAGAAUCACCUCCGCAAGCAGGCCUAUAAGACCCAGGGCAAAACUGAAGACUGAAUUAUGCCUUUUCGCUAGGCGGCCAUCUUAGGUACUCUGCAUCAGAACUCCUCGCUUUUUUUAAAGAAACAAAUACAAGAACUGAGGUCCUCUGUAGCUCAGCUGGUAGAGCACGGCGCUUGUAACGCC
Molecule: messenger RNA, 2341 nt
Organism: Coregonus clupeaformis (lake whitefish)
Lineage: Eukaryota; Metazoa; Chordata; Actinopteri; Salmoniformes; Salmonidae
Gene: csgalnact2
Product: chondroitin sulfate N-acetylgalactosaminyltransferase 2
Exons: 9
Coding region: 593-2212 (539 amino acids)
Cellular component (GO): Golgi cisterna membrane
Molecular function (GO): glucuronosyl-N-acetylgalactosaminyl-proteoglycan 4-beta-N-acetylgalactosaminyltransferase activity
Source: RefSeq, a predicted model, not a curated record